AGAGCAAAUAAAGAGAAAAAGAGGAAGAACAGUUGCAUAGGAAGCCUCUCUUUUAAGCACCUGCGUCUCUCAUGAGAUUCUCUCUACUCAGAAAUGAACAGAGGGCUCAAAGGAGCUUCGUGUUCAGAGAGAAAGAACCCAUUCCCGGCCUUGUGUUCGCAAGCGACGGGGAAAAGAAGUUGAGCGGGAAAGUUCAUCAACUGUCGUGAUCAUAUAAAACUACUAAGGGUCAGUACAUUGAUGGAGUUGAUGGCACCGGUAAACUCUGGAAUCGCAGCGUUUGAGAUGGAAUAUGGGCACUGGGUAGAUGAACAGAAUAGGCUGAUGUGUGAGCUGAGGAAUGCUCUGAAUGCACACUUGAAUGAACUGGAGCUUCAGGUGCUCGUAGAGAACAGUAUGAAGCAUUACUUCGAACUUUUCCAAAUGAAAAAGGUCGCUGCAAAAGCCGACUCUUUCAAUAUUAUGUGCGGGUUGUGGAAGACUCCGUUCCAGCGCUUCUUCCUCUGGAUCGGAGGAUGUCGUCCCUCGGAGCUUCUCAAGGUGCUCAUGCCUCAGCUCCAUCCUCUAGCCGACCAGCAAUUUUUCGAUGUGCGUAACUUGAGGCAGUCAUGCCAACAGGCCGAGGAUGCUCUCUCCCAGGGCAUGGACAAGCUGCAGCAAACCCUAGCAGAGACCGCAGCCUUCGGCCGGAUGGGUUAUGCAGCAUUUGGUCCGCCGAUGUCUCGGGCAGUCAAGAGGUUGGAAGCUUUGAUCAGCUUUGUAAAUCAGGCUGAUCAUCUUCAGCAGGAGACUUUGCUGCAAAUGUCCCGAAUCCUAACAACCCGGCAAGCAGCUCAGGGGCUUCUGGCACUGGCGGAGUACUUCCAAAGACCCCGGACUUUAAGUUCUCUUUGAGCGGCUCACCCCUGGGAACCCGCUCAGCAAAGAGCCUCGGAGCAGAACAUUGUUAUGAGAUAACAUCAUCAGUUCCUGGAUAAACGCCAUCAAAAUAAGCAGCACUAUCAGCAUCCUUCUGUGAUUGCAGCUGCAGACAUUCUUAUUACAGAGUUUGUGCUGCAGAUAAUUUUUGAGGUGGCCUCCGCAGAUUGAACCUGUAAUUAUUGGGAUAGCAAUUCGCUCGGUGAGGUGGCUAUUUUCCGACUUAGUUUUCGUGGCUGCAGUAGAUUUUGUUUCGGAACAUGUCCUUUCAAGUUUUGGCUGAAGUUAAGCCUCUUACCAGCGGUCCAUAGGUUCAUGUUUUUGUCACGGAGUGUUCAGACAUUUUGUAAAGAUGACUAUUGCUGGUAAAUUUUUCCAGGUUAUUAUUGACAAUUGAAUUUGGUGCUUUUAUUUUUCA
Molecule: messenger RNA, 1336 nt
Organism: Punica granatum (pomegranate)
Lineage: Eukaryota; Viridiplantae; Streptophyta; Magnoliopsida; Myrtales; Lythraceae
Source: RefSeq, a predicted model, not a curated record